Durusdinium trenchii is the source of this 1760-nucleotide messenger RNA. NCBI's taxonomy places the organism in Eukaryota, Dinophyceae, Suessiales, Symbiodiniaceae. The record is from the annotation of a GenBank genome assembly.
CUGAUACCAACUGUUCCCGAAGAAAACACCUGAAUCAACGACCAGAUUCCUAAGUAUUUGGCCACAGUGUUUGGAAGGUCAAAGGAAAAACAACAUGAGGUGCUACUAGACAAUUGAGUGGAGUAAAUGUCAAGGUGCUGAGAAACAACUGUACUAGGAACAGAUCACAUGAAGAAACAACACGACUCAGUCGAUGGUACUUCUAUAUGUCUACUACAACCCCUCUCUCGAGGUCGUAGUCCCUCUUUUUUCAGGUGGCAUGUUCCAGACCAUGGACCAUGAAGUGAAAGUCUAUGUGUUUCAUGUCUUCUCCAAACGAGAUCUGAGGAACGCGACCUUUGACGAUGACAUGGGUUGGAAUUUCAAUGGCUUUGGCCCGUGGGGUUGCCUCGAUGCCAGUGACCAAUGGUGCUUUCAUUGCUACCAUGUUGGAGGGGAAUGUGGGCAAGGCCUUUUCUACAACCUCUUCUACUUAGCUGAUAGCGUGCAUCCUGGCACAGGUCGAUGUCGUGAACGUGAGGGGAAAGUGGGAAUGAAAGGGACCUGGUAGGUAAUGCCUUCCAUGUCUUUUUGGGAGGUUAUACAACUAUAGAUCAUCGCAUAGGCAUGCUGUAGGAAUUUGCUAUUGAUGCAUAGGAUUUUUGCAAUCUACUUGUGCCCUGGAGUAGUUGAUUUUCCUAUCUUACCCAAGCAGUAGACCAGAAUGCAAUAACGUCAAAUGCACAGGAGCACAAAUCCAUGAAAAUCCGGCGGAAGAAGCUCCGAGAGGUUCUAGACACAGGCCUGGUGCUCAGACUAAGUGAGAUUUGGUUUGUCUCUCCGACUGGGUUCCACCUUCCCACAGCCUUCCCACAUUAGGGGCAGAGGGUUGAUAUGGGUGGUUGAACCAGAUUUUUCAGAUUUCUUUGGGAAGAUUUGCGGCAUGUGAGUUCCCUGCCCGCUUCUUUCCACUUUUUGGACACAGAUCUAAGUCUGUUUGCGCAGCCGCUUCAAAUAGGGAUUGGAGGUCAGACUUCUUUCGCUGAACCUCGCGGAUCCUCGGGCCGCAAGCUUCCUUCACCCUCGCAAGGUUCGACAGAUGCUCAGUUCGAAGUCAGUCCCAGACGCGACCUGUCUGGGACUGGCAUAGGACUGCCGCCCCAUUGACCCCAGGUCAACCAAUGUAGCCAAGCAUGGCAGGUCUGUAAAGUCCCAUGGGGUGUUUAGGAGUGAAAGCCACAAAUUGCCUCUCAAAGAUAGUCAAAUCCUGUCACGCAUCGACUGACAUGACUCGCGACAAGGCUGCCGGAGCCGAACCGGAUCCAUGUCCAGAAUCCUCAUGAUGUCCUAGUCCACCUGGUCCACCACAUCCAGCCCCCAACCAUGCACGACACCAUUCGAUCCACCGCGGCGAAAACCCUACUGCUUAGGCACCACUUACUGCUUCGGCCGCGUCCGCGCGAGUCCUGCGAGGUUUUCGUGGGCUCUGGCGGCGGAGGGUGCUGUGCGACCCAUCGGAGUCAUGCUCGACGGCUGCCGAUGGCUUCAUGAGAACUCCGUCCGAGUGCGGGGCUUCCCCACCGUGCCGAGUCCCUGUGAGGACUUCGUCCAGCAAGGACGUUGUGGCGAGAUCGUCGCAUAUCACAAGGUCAUCGAGGGUCGCGGGUGCGCACUGAAGUUGCUACCUGAAGGGAAGCUCAAGUUGUUUCCUUCAGACGAAGAUGAGAGCUUGUACAUCGGAAGCACUCAGCCGACCUACGCCAUUGAAGAAGCUGAACAAA